Phalacrocorax carbo (great cormorant) is the source of this 1851-nucleotide messenger RNA. NCBI's taxonomy places the organism in Eukaryota, Metazoa, Chordata, Aves, Suliformes, Phalacrocoracidae. The record is from RefSeq and is a predicted model, not a curated record.
AGAUGCACGGGCAGCGUCCUUCAGCUGAAGAGGUGACAACUCUGUUUUGGGCUCUUCUGGCUGAGGAACAUCUGUGAGCUCCCCACAUCGUUGGCUUUACCAUUUACAAUGAAAGCGGUACAUGGGAGGCAGACCAAAAAAAAUGAGCCUAAUGGAUAUCACUAAGAUGUUCUCCAUGCUCCAGCCCAGGGAAGAUGAAGAAGACAACGGAGAAAGCGAGGAGCUGAACCGAGCAGUAUCUGAGGACGAUUACCAGACCCUAGAUAACCUCUUGUCCCAAGACAGGUACAAGAGGUUCAUCAACCGCAGGAGCGGCUGGGGCGUACCCAGCACCCCACUGCGCCUGGCCGCCACGUGGGGCCGUGUCAGGAGCAUGAAGGUCCUCUUGACCCAUGGAGCGGAGGUGGACAGCCUGGACGUGAAGGCUCAAACCCCGCUCUUCAUGGCGGUCAGCAACGGCCACGAGGAAUGCGUGAAGGUCCUCCUGGAGGCGGGGGCCAGCCCCGUCGGCAGCAUCUACAACAACUGCUCGCCGCUGCUCAUUGCCGCGAGGGAUGGGAACGCGGACAUCCUGCGGCAGCUCCUGGACCACGGCGCGGAAGCCAACGUUCAAGCCAGGCUGCCCGAGUGGGCUGCCAACUCGGUGGCUUGUUCCGGACCCCUCUACCUCGCCGCUGCGUACGGGCAUCUGGAGUGCUUUAAGAUGCUGUUGCUUUACGGCGCCGAUCCCAACUAUAACUGCACUGAGGAGAGGGUGAUUGCCCAGAUCAAGGAGCCCAAGACUCUCCUGGAAACCUGCUUGAGGCACGGCUGCAAGAAUGAGUUCAUCAAGCUGCUCAUUGACUUCGGAGCCAACGUGUACUUGCCCAAUGUCACGGUAGACGAGACGGCCCCCCGCAGCGAGGGCCUGGAGCUGCUGCUGCAGGCGAGAGCUCAUCCCAAGUCCUUGAUGUCUCAGUCCAGGCUGGCGAUGAGACGCCUCCUGCAGCAGGCUGGCCGCCCGCACGCCCUCGGCGAGCUGGAGAUCCCGACGGUCCUGGCGAACUACCUCCGGCACCAGCCAUGAUACGCAGCCUGCCACGAGAGAGACCUGCCCCGGACACGUGUCGAGCGCCUGAAUUAAAAGCCGCUCUGACACCUGCGCGGUGUGAAGCUGCCGUGAAUUUGCGGUCGCAAAGUAAUUUUUGCUUAUGAGGUGCCUCCAAAAAGCGGUGCCCGUGCGAAAAGGUGGGAAGGGAAGGUGGGGAGAAAACAGAGGAGACCUCAGCUCUGGCUCUGCGUCAGGGUGAUGGUAGAACAGGAUCAGGUUUAGCUGGGUUUGGCUUUAAACCCUCUUUACUGAAGGAUUUUACACCUUUAAUUGAUACUGGUUAGAGAAGAGGCUGGGAAAAGGCGCGGAGGGCAGAGAGAGAGGAGCAAAGGCUGCUUUUACCCUCCUCCCCUCCCGGGGAAGAGCAGGAAGGAGGGAGGCACAAUCAGGCUUCGUGCCUGCGGGUUUCCCCCACAGCCACCUCUGAACCCCCUUUCCCAGAGAGGGUGCUCCCUCCGUUGGGAGGGAGGCUGGACCCGGCCAUGCGUGCCCAGCCCGUGGCCGCUGUGUCACCGUGCCUGGGAUGCUCCGGACCCCAGGACUCGGCGGUGCGAAGCCCAGCGCUGCCAGGCGGCAGCACGGGCAGGGCCCGGAGCCCACGGACUCCCUGGCUCUGGCCUCCUGGCCCCAGCUCUGUCUUUAGACACCAUCUAACUCCCCUCAAAAGCUGUUCAUGUUAUGGCCAAGGGAUCUUUUGUGAUUGGGCAGUUGGUUUUGGCUUUUUAAAUUAAAAAUGUUGCUACUAUUCUUAUUAAGCUAUC